Marchantia polymorpha subsp. ruderalis is the source of this 3338-nucleotide messenger RNA. The record is from the annotation of a GenBank genome assembly. NCBI's taxonomy places the organism in Eukaryota, Viridiplantae, Streptophyta, Marchantiopsida, Marchantiales, Marchantiaceae.
AGUUAGGGUUGGUUUCGGAGGCUCUAAACCCUAAUCGCUGAGGUCCGCGUCCGUCUUGAUUCCUGGAAUCGCGAAGUUCUUGUAUCAGUUCGGCGGUUCUUGUAUCUGCUGUUUUCAAAGUUUCUCAUGGCGCGCCCGAUCGGACGGUGGAUCGCCUCCCAUUGGCUAAUAUCACCCUUUUGUCACCCCUCUGGUUGCAGUUUCCCGUUCUCCCCUCUCCCCUCGCUCACUCAUCCCCCUCCCCCACCCCCUUUGCCCUCCGGGCUCUGAUUUCUGAGUCUGGUUUCCUCGGCCAAAGUAACUCGCGUAGUAAGCGCAAAUCGGAGUCUCAGCCCGGGCACCCGUGUCCGAUUUCGAAGGUGCAAUUUUUUAUCACAAAUUUGCCGACACUGGUCAGGUCCGCCAUGAUCACUGAGAAGGAUCUGCUUUUGAGUGUAUGGGAUCGCCAACCUCAACGAGCCAGCAGUGUUCACAUUUUUACGUUCAUGUCGUGAAUGUUGGUGACUCCUUACUGAUACUGAACCGUUUGAUAUGGCGGAAUCGGAGACGACAUCGCGGCAGGGGUCCAAUCCUGUUUUGACUAGAAAACUUGCUUCCACGGACAAGAGAACACGGGACAAGGCUGUAGCUCUACUUGCACUGUGGAUAUCAUGUCAGCAGGAGGUUGAUGAAGAUAACCUGAAGAAGGUAUGGAAGGGACUGUUCUACUGCGUAUGGCACGCAGACAAGGCUCCAGUUCAACAGGAGCUUAUAGAAAAUUUAGCUGGUCUUCUCGACAAGGCAGACCCGGAAGUGUCGAUCACCUUUUUCAAGGUUUUCCUCUCAACUAUGAGAAGAGAGUGGGGUGGUAUCGACCAAUUGAGGUUAGAUAAAUUUUAUUUAUUGCUGAGGAGGUUUCUGUCCCACAUGUUCAAGGUUUUGGAAACCAGAGGAUGGGACCAGGGCAUUACUGUCAAGUUCAUGGAAGCUCUGGAGGAAAGGGCGUUUUUGGCCAAUGACAAAUUCCCAGCGCUUGGAGUUAAUCUUCACUUUGCAGAUGUAUAUUGGGACGAGUUCCGAAAAUUCCUUCCUGCUCCCCGGGGAGUUUUGGGGCUUCUAUUGGAACCAUUUAUUUCCAUUCUCUCCCGUAGCACGGACAAGGUUAUGCUGAAGAGGGUCAGAGACAACAUAUUCAAUCCCCUAGCGGAAGAUGGACGCAACCUUUCCCAAGAUAUAAAAGAGAAGGAUGGGUCCGAGAAGAAGGCCCGAACGCUUGGUUACCUUCUCCACUCUACACCAGUUGUGUCUCGUCUGUUUGAGCUGGCUUCUACAGCAUCCACACCUCAAGCGAACAGGAAGGUGCUCUAUGAACUCCAUGACGAGUUCAGCAAGGUUGCGAAGGCUCUGGACUCCAUUGAUCAGGCUGUUUAUGAUAGGUAUUUUCAGGCAAAGGAAACCAAUAUCGUCGGGCAAUUGGCUCAAGGUGAUGCAGAGGAUGUAGUGGAGGAAGGAGGACGAAUGUCGCGGAGUAGACUUAGAAGGAGGCAGGCUAGAGCACAGGCGCUGGGUGUCAAGGACCCAGUAUCAUUCAAAUCAAAGAAAUCAAGCAAGUCGAAAACGACACUUGGCAAGAAGAAUCGUGACGAGGAACUCAACGGGAACGGAGAUCAUCAAGCUGUAGAAGUAGAAGGCGGUGAAGGUGGCGAUGGGGGAGAGCCACCUGCAAAGAAGAAGCGGAAUUCGAAGAGCGCUGUUGUUACUGCUGGAGUGAAUCUUCCACUUUUGCAGAAGCGAUUGUCGAAGAAAAAAGAGAAGAAAAAGAAAAAAGAUGUUGUCUCUACGGUCUCCGAAGAGAGCUCUCUGGGAGCUGCGUCUGUCACCGAGAGUGCCGUCGUCCAGCCAUCGUCCACUCCCACCGGGGUGGCUGAAAAUGGUCACCGAAGCAUUAAUGACGUGACAAUGAAUUUGGAGAAACAAUUCGACUUCGUUGCUGCCGAAGAUGAGGAUAGGUCGCCCAAGAGCUCCGGAUCACAAGACUCGUCUUGUGAGACGAGAGGCAAGAAGAAGAGGAAGAAGGAUAAAAUUGCGGCCCAGGCUGCGUCCCAGGCUGCGUCCAUGGUGGAGGACGUACCCGAUGUACCCCAGGAAGCAGCAGAUGUGGUAACCCCCUCCAACAACGAUGAUAACAGCGAUGUUGUUGUGAAGAAAAGUAAGAAGGUGCGGUUUGCUCUCAGGAACAAUAUUGUGUGGAAGCCUCAAGGUCCGCUUCCUCCACUGUCUGUGCGGACACCUCCUUCGGCCACUCCCCGGGGAAGUGCUCUGAAAGUAGGAGUUCCUCCUGGACCUAUCCGCACCAGGCCAAUUCGUGUUACGAGGGGAACAGGCAUGAAGUCAAGGAAACGCGUCACAAAGCAAUAUAUAUCAGCGUCUUCUCAGAAGCCAACUAGAACUUCCGCAAGGAAAGUGAGACGUCAAAGUGUGUAGACAGCAGGAAUUCGCUUCGGAACGCGGAGGAAUUUGGAAGAGUUUUCGCUCAGAUAUCCCCAAGGUAGGCCGGACGUCAGCUAACCUUAAUACACGAGCUCCUGUGACUUUUACAGCUGAGUAGCUCGCGAGUUGUAGUUCUAGUGGAUGCCCAAUCAUUGUCCACUUAAAAAGUUUAUUCGGUGCCGCUUCAAGUCGGAUUUGCGUCAGCUGUUAGACUCCAUGGAGAUGUUUGCCGUGAGUCUGCCAUUGUGGGGCGUGUCAUUCAUUGAUAUUACAUCGUUCCAGGGCCGGCUUGGUCCUGAAUGCUUUCUACUGCAUCGAUGUGAACAUGACAAAUAUGUCCACAAAAGUUAGAGUUGGGUCUAACCAACAAUCUAGAACAUGUCGUUCAGGCCAUGGGCCAUGGCAUCAGAUAGUGCCCUCUCUCGGCUCUGCCCUUCUGUACGAUUCAGCCCCCUCCCCCCAUCCUCAUUGUGUGGGGUGAGCAAUCACAACUGCCAGUCAAGAACAUUUCUUGUUCCUUUUCAUGUCUGGGGGUUCUGGACCGAUGUAGUAAGCACAUGUGCACGAUAUUUGGAUCAAAAGGCUAUUUGUGCAUUGAGAAUCGCCCUGUCUGAACAGAUACCUCACCGCUCUAGUUCUAGAUGUACACUGCAACACUGUAAUCGCCUUGGGCUCUCGCAGCUAAUUGUCCGUCAGAUAAUUGCCGUCCAACAUUGAGCUUAACCGUGAGUAGUUUCACCUGCUUGAAACCAUCUUGUGAGCUGUCUGUCUUACAUAACUCCCCAUCGAGAUCGAAUUGCCUCAUCACUUCCAUUCCGAUCAGCCGUGUAGGAAAAUCUGAGAAAAAAGUUUAUUGGAAGGAAAGCGGG